This is a messenger RNA of Penicillium soppii, 591 nucleotides long. RefSeq lists its product as uncharacterized. The transcript has 2 exons. The coding region runs from base 1 to 591 and encodes 196 amino acids. The record is from RefSeq and is a predicted model, not a curated record. Gene Ontology annotation, molecular function: acyltransferase activity, transferring groups other than amino-acyl groups. Lineage: Eukaryota; Fungi; Ascomycota; Eurotiomycetes; Eurotiales; Aspergillaceae.
AUGGCUCUACUUCUCGAACCUGCAACACUUGAAGACAUCCAAGCCAUUACGGAGCUAUGGUUCACUGUCUUCAAUGACCCAAUCAUGAGCCACAUGAUGCCCGACACACCAGGCGUACGUAACUGGUUCAGUGAGACAAACCGAACAGACAUGCUCUCCAAGCCGUUCCAGAAAUACAUAAAAGUGGUCGAUCCCAGCGUGCAAGUCGACGGCCGGCCCCGGGUAGUCGCCUACGCGAAAUGGGAUUUGGCCAUGCCCGAGGAGCGUGGGCCUCGUUUCGCCCCUUGGCACCCUGAGCAACCUGGUCCGGAUUGUGAUGCUUUCUUUGGGGGUAUGGAGGUGAAGCGCAAGCGCCUUUACGGUGAUCGGAAGAACUUCUACCUCGACAUGCUCUGUACUCAUCCUGAAUACCGUCGUCGUGGGGCGGGUUCUAUGCUUGUUCGUUGGGGGUGUGAGGUUGCGGAUAAAGAGGGGGCUGGAGCUUAUAUUGAUGCUUCCAAGGCCGGUGCUGCGUUGUAUGCUAAGCAGGGAUUUGUGGAUCGUAGUGAUCCUGCGAUUGAGAGUGAGAUUGUUCCGAUGACGAGGAAUUAG